This is a messenger RNA of Poecilia reticulata (guppy), 1278 nucleotides long. The record is from RefSeq and is a predicted model, not a curated record. Lineage: Eukaryota; Metazoa; Chordata; Actinopteri; Cyprinodontiformes; Poeciliidae.
UACCAACAUGCUCAAUAUAAUGUCCUAAAGCUCUGUAUAGCUGCAGUUAUCUUAUGUUACGGGUAUAGUGUUUUGCACUGGACUGAAUCAGCUUUUCAUAAACCCAGCAGGAGAUCACUGAUCAUGACGUCACUGGGUGGAAGUAGUUCCUCAACCACAGAGUACACUGUGAGAGUCCCCAAAAAUACCACCAAAAAGUACAAUAUAAUGGCUUUUAACUCGGGGGAUAGAGUCAACUGUUCCAGCUGGACACAGGCUCGUAUGGAAAGAGACAUGAGUGCUCGGCGAAUAUAUGGGGAGGAGGAGACACCGGAGAGUGGCGCAGGUAGCGAGUUUGGCAAAAAACAGCGGGAGGAAGCUCGGCGAAAAAAAUUUGGAAUUGUUACCCGAGAGUUCAAAGUGGAGGAUCAGCCAUGGAUCCUGAAGGUCAAUGGCAAAGCUGGCAAGAGGUUAGAAAACAGGUUACUCUUCUUUAAGAUUACGAAAAAAGCCACCGGAAAAGGGAAAUCAAAGAAGAGGAAGCAAAAGAGCAAUGAUAAGGAAGCCCUUGAAGACAGUGACGAUGGAGAUUAUGAGGGUCUGGAAGUGGAUUACAUGUCAGAGGAAAGCAGGUCAGCUGCUGCCAGCAAACUGGAGCAAGGGAAGAGACAAAUCCAGACUGCAGGUACCGACUCUCCAGCGGCCAAAAGGCUCAAGAUGGAGCCCAGCAGUCAGAGCCCUGUCCCCUCUGGGAAGAGCACACCUCAACCWCCAUCUGGCAAAUCCACUCCAAGCUCAAGUGACGUGCAGCUGACGGAGGAAGCUGUGCGCCGCUACCUGAUCCGUAAGCCGAUGACCACCAAAGACUUGCUUAAGAAGUUCCAGACCAAGCGCACAGGUCUGAGCAGCGAGCAGACGGUCAACGUGCUCGCUCAGAUCCUGAAGCGUCUCAAUCCAGAGCGCAAGAUGGUCAAUGACAAAAUGCACUUCUACCUGACAGAGUAAGCAGCCAAACUGCGGUAGGAAUUAUAACAAAACCAUAGUAAAGAAGUGUUUUUCCUGAUCCCCGGACAGAAAGUGUAACAAAUCUUGUGCUCGCUUACACAUGCUGCACCAGCUCUGUCAUCAGCUGUGUGAGGAGUAGAUUUACUAAAAUAUUUUUGUUGAACUUUGUUAAUGUAGAUGAGCCUGAACUCACGGUAAUGUUUUAGUAAACACAAUGUUUUCAAUUGCAAGUAGAAAAUUAGUCGAUCUUUUUUUUUUCUAAGUCAAGACUUUUAUAAUAAAAUGUAAACUUAA